AUGCUGUAUGAGCAGCAGUUUGAGUCUUCAAAGGGCGACCGCAAGUGUGAGCUCAACUGCCAGGCCAUCGGCUACCGCUUCUACGUCCGGCAAGCCGAGAAGGUCAUCGAUGGCACCCCCUGUGACCAGCACGGCACGGCCAUCUGCGUGUCUGGGCAGUGCAAGGAACCUGCAUUCAGCACCUACGGUGUUCCAGACUCCGGGCACCCAGCUCCUACGGUGUUCCAGACUCUGGGCACCCGGCACCUACGGUGUUCCAGACUCCGGGCACCCAGCUCCUACGGUGUUCCAGACUCCGGGCACCCAGCACCUAUGGUGUUCCAGACUCUGGGCACCCAGCACCUACGGUGUUCCAGACUCGGGCACCCAAGAUGAGUACGAGGGGUUGGCGCUGUGGCACAGCUGCUGAAUCACCACCCGUGUCGCCAGCACCUCCUGUGAGCGCCGGUUCCAGUCCUGGCUGCUCCACUUCCGAUCCAGCUCCUUGCCAAUGCACCUGGGAAGGCAGCAGAAGAUGGCCCAAGUGCUUGGGUCUCUGCCACCCACAUGGGAGACCCGGAUGGAGUUCCAGGUUUCUUUCUUUUUUUUUUUUUUUCUUUUUUGACAGGCAGAGUGGACAGUGAGGGAGAGAGAGAGAGACAGAGAGAAAGGUCUUCCUUUUGCUGUUGGUUCACCCUCCAAUGGCUGCCACAGCCGGCGCGCUACGGCCGGCGCACCGCGCUGAUCCAAUGGCAGGAGCCAGGUGCUUCUCCUGGUCUCCCAUGCGGGUGCAGGGCCCAAGCACUUGGGCCAUCCUCCACUGCCUUCCUGGGCCACAGCAGAGAGCUGGCCUGGAAGAGGGGCAACCAGGACAGAAUCCAGUGCCCCGACCGGGACUAGAACCCGGUGUGCCAGUGCCGCAAGGCGGAGGAUUAGCCUAGUGAGCCGCGGCGCCGGCCUCCAGGUUUCUGACUCUGGUCUGACUGAGCCCUGGUCAGUGCGAACAUUUGGGGAGUGAACCACCUGAGUCCCCGUUUCUCUCCCUCUGUGUCUUUGUGAAAUAAAAUGAAAAGAUUACCCAUCAUGUCUUGCUGCAAUGCCAAGGUGGAAGCAAACUCAAAACUGCCACCCACGCCCUGGGGCACCGUCCUGGACACAGAUGAAGACAGCUCUCAUGAAGGAAGGUGUGGGGUUAGGAGUGGGGACGAGGGAGGUCCAAGCCGCAGGCCUCUGCAGGAGCGUGCAGUGGUCAGUGGGCAUUCGUGGUCCAGGGUGCCAACCAUUACACCACGGAACCCACUUCUGCUGGGAACAGAUGUAUUCUGAUGCCUGGCUUCCUGGUGCCACUUCUGGGUGUGUGACGGUCACGGGCCAUGUGCGCAGCACACAUCUGCU
This is a messenger RNA of Oryctolagus cuniculus (rabbit), 1374 nucleotides long. NCBI's taxonomy places the organism in Eukaryota, Metazoa, Chordata, Mammalia, Lagomorpha, Leporidae. The record is from RefSeq and is a predicted model, not a curated record.